AUGGAACCACAAAAUAAUCAACAUGCACAGGUUAUUGAAAUCCAUCGAGAUGUUCACGAUCGUGAAACGAGUAAUAGUGGGAGUAAGAUUUGUGGGGAAGCACCAUGUGGACUUGCGGAUGUUGGAUCCAACUAAGAUGCCAAAGAACGAUCAGCCUCCAUGCGCAAGCUUUUAAUAGCAGUGGUACUUUGUGUUCUGUUCAUGGCUGUUGAGGUGGUUGGUGGCAUUGAAGCCAAUAGUUUAGCAAUAUUGACAGAUGCAGCACAUUUGCUUUCGGAUGUUGCAGCAUUUGCCAUCUCCUUGUUCUCUUUGUGGGCGGCUGGCUGGGAAGCCACUCCCCGUCAGUCUUACGGGUUUUUUAGGAUUGAAAUUCUUGGUGCCCUGGUUUCCAUCCAGCUCAUAUGGUUGCUUGCCGGGAUAUUGGUAUAUGAAGCCAUAGUUAGAAUGAUACAUGACACAGGUGAGGUGAAUGGAUUUCUAAUGUUUCUCGUUGCCGCAUUUGGUCUAGUGGUUAAUAUAGCUAUGGCCAUACUGUUAGGCCAUGAUCAUGGGCAUGGACAUGGACAUGAUCACGGUGAUCACAGUCACGGAAUGACUAUUUCUGCUCAUCACCAUCACCACGAUCAUGCUCACGAGAAACACUCGCAUGGUCAUGAUCAUGAGGUGCACUCACAUGAUCAUGAGCACCCUCACACUCAUGAAGAUGAUCAUGAACACCACCAUGCCGACAAGGAUCUUGCUGAGCCACUGUUGGAUAAGCCGAAAGAUGGGCAAGUAGAGAAGAAGCAAAGGAACAUAAAUCUACAGGGUGCUUAUCUCCAUGUGCUUGGAGACUCGGUACAAAGUAUUGGGGUAAUGAUCGGCGGGGCAAUCAUAUGGGCCAAGCCGGAGUGGAAGAUAGUUGAUUUGAUCUGCACCCUAAUUUUUUCGGUCAUUGUUCUGGGGACAACUAUUAAGAUGAUGCGGAACAUUCUUGAUGUCCUGAUGGAGAGCACGCCGAGAGAGAUUGAUGCAACGAGACUUGAAACCGGACUGUUGGAGAUGGAGGAAGUGGUAGCAGUCCACGAGCUGCAUAUAUGGGCUAUCACAGUGGGGAAAGUCCUGCUGGCUUGCCAUGUGAAAGUUAGACCAGAAGCAAAUGCAGACAUGGUGCUGGAGGACGUAAUAGCUUAUAUCAGAAGGGAGUAUAACAUCAGCCAUGUCACGAUCCAAAUCGAGCGUUAGCUGUCUUUCGCAAGGGCAAGAUGAUAGGGGAAGAAUUGAUUAUGUAUAUGGCUGCAUAUACUCUUCUUAGAAGGGUUUUAGAUUUUUUUUAUAUCAAGAUUGUGUUAUUUAGGCAGGAAAUUACUUUCAUUUCCUCCCUAUUAUCUAUAAAGAUGUAUGUUUGGUGCAAAGCUCUUGGUAGUUUGAAUUGAAGAUGUAGAUUCCAAUA
Molecule: messenger RNA, 1432 nt
Organism: Malus domestica (apple)
Lineage: Eukaryota; Viridiplantae; Streptophyta; Magnoliopsida; Rosales; Rosaceae
Product: metal tolerance protein 1-like
Biological process (GO): zinc ion transmembrane transport
Cellular component (GO): plasma membrane; vacuole
Molecular function (GO): zinc ion transmembrane transporter activity
Source: RefSeq, a predicted model, not a curated record